UCCUCCUCCAGAUCCCUCCUCUUCGCGGCGCCACCCUCCGCCCCUCCUCCCUCCGCCUCGUCCCCGCCGCGGCGAGCUGCUACCGCCCCCUCCGCGUCGCCAGCGAGAAGGUCGUCGGAAUCGACCUGCGGCACCACCAACUCCGCCGUCGCCGCCAUGGAAGGCGGCAAGCCGACGAUCGUCACCAACGCGCAGGGCCAGCGGACGACGCCCUCGUCGUGGGCCUACACAAGAACGGCGACCGGCCUCGUGGGGCAGAUUGAGAGGCAGGCGGUGGUGAACCCGAGAACACGUUCUUCUCGCGUGAAGCGGUUUAUUGGGAGGAAGAUGUCGGAGGUCGACGAGGAGGCGAAGCAGGUUAGUUAUAGGGUUGUGAGGGAUGAGAAUGGGAAUGUGAAGCUCGAGUGCCCGGCCAUUGGGAAGCAGUUCGCUGCUGAGGAGAUCUCGGCGCAGGUUUUGAGAAAGCUUGUGGAUGAUGCAUCCAAGUUUCUAAAUGACAAGGUUACAAAAGCAGUUGUUACAGUCCCUGCAUACUUUAAUGACUCCCAAAGAACAGCAACAAAGGAUGCAGGUCGAAUUGCUGGUUUAGAAGUUCUUCGCAUCAUCAAUGAGCCCACUGCAGCUUCCUUGGCAUAUGGGUUUGAGAAGAAAAACAAUGAAACUAUUCUAGUCUUUGAUUUGGGUGGUGGUACUUUUGAUGUUUCAGUUCUUGAAGUUGGAGACGGUGUGUUUGAGGUGCUCUCUACGUCUGGUGAUACUCACCUUGGAGGCGAUGAUUUUGACAAGAGAAUUGUUGAUUGGCUUGCCGCAGACUUUAAGAGUAAUGAAGGAAUAGAUCUCCUGAAAGAUAAGCAAGCCCUUCAGAGGCUCACAGAGACCGCAGAGAAAGCGAAAAUGGAGUUAUCAACCUUGACUCAAACUAAUAUCAGUCUACCAUUCAUUACUGCAACUGCUGAUGGUCCCAAACACAUCGAGACAACCCUUACUAGGGUUAAAUUCGAAGAGCUUUGUUCAGAUCUUCUUGAUAGGCUUAAAACACCUGUUGACAAUGCUCUGAGAGAUGCAAAACUCUCAUUCAAGGAUCUGGAUGAGAUUAUUCUUGUCGGAGGGUCAACACGUAUUCCAGCUGUUCAAGAACUUGUCAAGAAGAUGACAGGAAAAAAUCCCAAUGUAACCGUCAACCCUGAUGAAGUGGUUGCUCUCGGCGCUGCGGUCCAGGCAGGAGUAUUGGCUGGAGAUGUCAGCGACAUAGUUCUUCUAGAUGUCACACCCUUAUCUCUUGGUUUGGAGACCUUGGGUGGCGUUAUGACGAAGAUCAUCCCUAGGAACACAACUCUCCCUACCUCUAAGUCGGAGGUUUUCUCUACAGCUGCUGAUGGUCAGACAAGCGUAGAGAUCAAUGUUCUUCAGGGUGAGAGAGAGUUUGUGAGGGAUAACAAGUCCCUAGGAAGUUUCCGCCUCGAUGGCAUUCCUCCAGCUCCUCGAGGUGUACCGCAGAUUGAGGUCAAGUUUGAUAUUGAUGCUAACGGUAUCCUUUCCGUUACUGCUGUGGACAAGGGAACCGGGAAGAAGCAAGAUAUCACUAUUACUGGAGCCAGCACGUUGCCGAGCGACGAGGUCGAUAGGAUGGUGAAGGAAGCUGAGAAAUUUGCGGCAGAGGACAAGAAAAGGAGAGACGCCAUCGACACCAAGAACCAAGCAGACUCUGUCGUCUACCAAACUGAGAAGCAAUUGAAAGAGCUCGGCGACAAAGCCCCUGCCGCCGUGAAGGAGAAAGUGGAAUCCAAGCUUACCGAGCUCAAGGACGCCAUGUCUAACGGCUCAACCGAAGAGAUGAAAGCUGCCAUGACUGCUUUGAACAGGAAGUGAUGCAGCUUGCAGUCGCUGUACAGCCAGCCCGGUCCGCCAGCCGGGCCGGGACCCACGCCCGGAGCCGAGGCUGGGGCCCGACGAUAAAGGGGCGGCCGGAGGGACGUGAUUGACGCAGAUUUUACCGAGUAGCCAAUGAAGAAGAGAGCAGAGUGGGUAGAGGGGGGUAAGUUUUGUCUCCCCAUCUCUGAUGUAUAUAGUAAAUAGAUGUGAGAUGGGGGUGUGAAUGCGCUUCGACUCUUUUUCCCUCGGUUUGGUUGCAUGUUGUGAAAUUUUGAUACCAAUAAGAAUCAGCUGGAAGCAAGAAUCUAUUGUAAAGAGGUACAGUAAUCUGUAGCAGCGUCCGUGUUCCUUUAUGUGGUGUUUUGAUAUGUAACAUGCGCACGAACAAAGAGAUGGUGAUCUUAUAUAAACAUAUACUUGCUGAUGAAAA
Molecule: messenger RNA, 2302 nt
Organism: Asparagus officinalis (garden asparagus)
Lineage: Eukaryota; Viridiplantae; Streptophyta; Magnoliopsida; Asparagales; Asparagaceae
Product: stromal 70 kDa heat shock-related protein, chloroplastic-like
Biological process (GO): cellular response to unfolded protein; protein refolding
Cellular component (GO): cytoplasm; chloroplast
Molecular function (GO): ATP-dependent protein folding chaperone; ATP binding; ATP hydrolysis activity
Source: RefSeq, a predicted model, not a curated record